AUGACAACAUCAGAACCCACCGUCACGGGAAAUACCGUGUAUGAUGUGGUGAUUGUCGGAGGAGGACCGGUUGGACUUUUGCUGGCAUAUCAGCUCAAGCGGUUCGGGAUAUCAGUUUGUGUUCUCGAGCAGCACAGGAAGGAAACCCAAGAUGCGUAUGGACGAGCCAUUGCCUUGUUCCCGCGCACUUUGGAGCUGCUGGAUCAGCUCGGCCUUCUUGACCCUAUGCUGCAGUUGGGUUUUGCCUGUCGAAAUAGUGUGACGUAUAAGAAUGGCGAGCAGAUCAUCCCUGGUCGCGUCUGGGCAUUCAUGGAGAAUAUCAAAGACACUUCCUUUGACUUCACUCUCGUUCUGCGACAAAUGUACACCGAAUCCAUCCUCCGAGAUAAACUCCAGUCUGUCGGGGCAGUGUAUCAUCAAGGCGUGGAGUGUAUUGAUUUCGACUGCGACGAGGCUAUAAGCGUUGAUGGACAUUCCGUCACAUCAACCUUCGUGAACAGGGCAACGGAGGAGACUUUUCAGUUUAAAAGUAAAUAUAUCAUCGGCGCAGAUGGGGGCCGCAGUUUCGUUCGCCGACACGCAGGCAUUGCUUUCGAAGGAGACACGUCGGAGGACAAAUGGAUUCGAAUUGAUGGUAUCGUGGAGACAGAUAUGCCAAUUACUCGAGCUUAUGGCGCAAUUGAGAGCGAAACGCACGGAAAUGUACUCUGGGCGCCUCUGGACCACGGCGCAACAAGAAUCGGAUACGCAUACAGCCCAGCCAUCGCAGCCAAAUAUCCGGACGGCGUCACUCAAGAGGUGGUGGUGCAAGAAGCAAUUGAAAGCAUGAAGCCCUUCCGGGUUGAAUUCAAGGAGAUCCACUGGUGGACGUUAUAUACAAUCGGACAGCGCAUCGCAAAGACCUUUUCGAGCCGCGGCCGCAUUUUCCUUUGCGGCGAUGCAGCCCAUACGCAUAGCAGCGGCGCUGCCCAGGGACUCAACACGGGCAUACACGAUGCUGUCAACCUGGCGUGGAAACUGGCGUUGCAGAUUCAGGGCACCGCGCGUCCAGAGGUGCUGCAGACAUACGCCUCUGAAAGAGCUUCUGCUGUGCAGAAGCUGAUUGAGUAUGAUAAAGAUAUUGCUCUGCUAAUGUCCUACAAAUGGCCCGCGUGGUACAAGGGCGAUGCCCAGGCAGACCCCCAUCUCGUCUUGGGCGAGAUCUUUGACAGGACAGCCUCGUUUAACACUGGCCUAGGGAUUUCCUAUUCGGAAAACAUCUUGAAUCAGAAGCAACGUGAUGAUAUCUGCUCUGUAAUUCCAGGCAGUCGGCCUCCGGAUGUGAAGGUGACAGUCCCUGGAACGAACCAGGGCAUACGACUGCAGGACAUCACACCAAACCAAGCCACCUUCUGGGUUCUCAUAUUUACUGGGAGUAAUAACUUGAAGAUCCAGGGCCUCAUGCAGGAGUUGCAGCGGUUCCUGGAUACGACGUCGGAGCUCAUAUCGUGCAAGGCCAUCAGAUGGUUGACAAUCAUUACCGGCGCUGGUUGUUCACCGUAUGAGGCACUUGAAAGAAGACCAUUUGGGGAUGCGUACUUUGACGCUGACAAUGUGGCCCAUGACAGUCUGGGGAUACAGUUGGAAGAGGGAGCGGGGGUAAUCCUCCGACCAGAUGGAAUGGUUGGCACAACGUGUGGAAUACGAGGGGAUACAAUACACCAAUAUUUGUCUAGCAUUUUGUACUUGUAG
This is a messenger RNA of Aspergillus calidoustus, 1731 nucleotides long. The record is from the annotation of a GenBank genome assembly. Lineage: Eukaryota; Fungi; Ascomycota; Eurotiomycetes; Eurotiales; Aspergillaceae.